AUGCGUGUUGUCAUCAUUCCACAACAGGCCGAGCGCAUUGCGGCCACGGAGCCUGAGACCCAGUCCACUGUCGCGCGCGCCCUCGCGCCCUUCAGCAUCCUCAAGACCAUCGCCACUGCCUCACGCGCCGCCGCCGCCGCGCUGGUCGGCCCCGGGGCGGCGCGUCGUGGGGAGCUGCCGCCUGGCGGCGGGCGCGGCUGGGACGAGCUGGUGGAGAAGGGCCGGGACAGAGAGCCAGAGGCGCUGCAGAAGACGCGCAGCGACGAGAUUGUGGAGGAGAUCCAGGCGCGGGAGCUGGCGGAGUUUGACCAGCGGCUGCGGGAGCGUGAUGCGCGGCGGCAGCGCGGGGGCGGCUGA
Molecule: messenger RNA, 357 nt
Organism: Monoraphidium neglectum
Lineage: Eukaryota; Viridiplantae; Chlorophyta; Chlorophyceae; Sphaeropleales; Selenastraceae
Exons: 1
Coding region: 1-357 (118 amino acids)
Source: RefSeq, a predicted model, not a curated record